AUGCGCAAGGAAUGGAGAGCCAAGAAGCAUCAGCGAGCGGCGCUAGGCGAGACAAGCCCCGAGGCAGAGGAGACGGACCAAGUUGCGGGGUCCAGUAGCUCGGUCACUUCGAAGCAGCGCUCAAAGCAAAACGCAAGCGACCGCAAAGCCGCUGAAGCAGCAUACACGCGCAUUCAGAAGAUCGCUUCUCAGCAUGGUCUCGCAUCUCGCCGCCAGGCAAACCAGCGAAAGCUCGAAGAAGAGACGGGCAGCGAGAGAGUCAAAGCAUGGGCCGAGCUCGAGAGCGACUUGGCGAAAGAGGCGCAGGCUCGACGUGAAGCGUUGGACGAGGAGCUUGCCGCAGUCAAGAAGAACGAGUGGGCUAAGCUUCGAGAGGAGCUCAAUGCCUACGAAGACACUCAAAAGCGCGCUCUCCACCAGAGUCUAGAGACGCAGGUGAAGGAGGCGAAUGCGAAGCAGGGCUACCUUGAUCAGCAGCGCCAACAACUCUGUGACGCAGAGCAAAGGCUUGCUCAGCAGCAGGCCGCCUGCGCUGAGCAUCAAGCCCACUGCGAGCAAAGCCUUGCGACGCGCGAUCAGGAACUCAACGCCGCCACCAGCUUGCAGCAGCAGCUCGCCAACAACUUUCGGCAAGCUCUGGACCAGCAAGCGAGGGAAUGGGAGACGAGCCUCCGCUCACGACAAAUGGCUCUCGAAGGUCGAGAGGCGGAGUACAAUCGCGUUCUCGGCGCUGAGCCUCUCGUACGUCAGCGGGACCAUGAGCUUGACGAGCGUGAGCGCCAGCUUGCCGAACGCGAGCGACAGGCUGCCCAGCACCGCUCCCCGCCCACUGCGGAGUCAAGAACGGACAUCAUCGAAGCUGAUAUGGUGCCUGACUUUGAGAUUGUGGAGGUGCGUCGUGCCCCUCGCGUGGAGGCCGACGUUCCUCGCGUCAAAGUUGAAGAAGAUCUGGACUUCGAAAUCGUGGAGCCUCAUACAGCACCACAGACCGACGGCCCCGAUCCACGCGUCAAAGUCGAAGUGGACGACAUGACGGGGGUACAUGUGAGGCAAGAAUCCGAGCAACCGCAGUCGAGCAGCCCAGGCUCGGAGGAGAAGCGCCUCCGGGCUUGUCUGGAGGAGAGGGAGGAAGAGUGCGACGCUUUGCGCACACAACUCUGGCACAAUCGCUCCCCGGUCUCUCGAGCGCUCGCGGAGCUUCAAGACCACUACUGCCGAUUGGGUCAUAAAGCUCGGAGUGACCGCGAGUGGCUUGACUUCGCUAGGAAGGAGAAUUUGGACCUGCAAGCGAUGCACGCCCAGUGCUGCAUCAACAGAGUGGAUGAGCUCACAGAAGCACUGGCGGGAGGUUUCGGCCUUCAGAACUCGGGCAGCGAGGCCGAAAACGAUUCUUCUGCUUCUCAGGAGGCCAUUCCCGAAGAUUAG
Molecule: messenger RNA, 1425 nt
Organism: Ceraceosorus guamensis
Lineage: Eukaryota; Fungi; Basidiomycota; Exobasidiomycetes; Ceraceosorales; Ceraceosoraceae
Exons: 1
Coding region: 1-1425 (474 amino acids)
Source: RefSeq, a predicted model, not a curated record